ACUACCCGUCCCGCGGUGCUCCGCGCGCCAUGGAGGAGCGCGUGGCGGAGCGGCUUCGCGGCGCCCUGGGCCCGCUCGGCUUUGAGGUGCACGCCUUCAAGGUUGGAUGGUACAAUGCAGUUCUCCAGCCAGCCUUCCAUCUCUCCUACCCGGAUGACACACUGGCCUUUGUUGUCCUCAGCACGCCUUCAAUGUUUGACAAAGCCCUUAAGCCUUUUGUGAAUAAAGAACGGUUAAAAAUAAUCAGAGAUCCUGUGGAUCAGUGUGUGUCCCAUCAUUUAUCGAGUGUGAAGGAGAUAUUCCCUGACCAGAAAGUGGAUGUCAUUUUUGAUUACGAGAUACUGCCAAGCCGAAGGCCCAAGUUUCUGGCACAAACAGCUGCUCAUGUUGCUGGAGCUGCAUAUUACUACCAGAGGAAGGAUGUGAAGCUUGAUCCCUGGGGGGAGAAGAAGAUCUUUGGUGUAUGUAUCCAUCCCAAGUAUGGUGGUUGGUUUGCUAUCCGGGGUCUCCUGCUGUUCCCAGAUGUUCAGGUACCAUUCCUGGAACAGUCUGCUCCAGUUGACUGUGUGAGCACAGAGCAGAAAAGAACAGAGUUGCUGGAGUUGUUCAAUUUCCACUGGCAGGACGGCCGCUACAGGGAUAUCAUUGAAGUGAAGGAAAGGUACUCUGAGGAACAGAAAACCUACUUUUCCACUCCUCCAGCAGAAAGAUUCAGGCUGCUAGGGCUGACACGUUUCACAGAGUAACGUGGUUCCAUGAAGGUGCUGGGCACAGGUGAAGUGGAACUCACCAGCACCUUUCCCAUACUGCUGAGGAGGAAGAUGUGCUGAUAGGGACUGAAAAUCCAAGUGUUGUGUACAGCAUCUCAAUCCAAACUUCAGCUUUUCAGAUAUAGAAGGAGCACUGCAUCAUAGCACUUAUGGUCUGGAGGAAGGUGGAAGCAGUCAGUUCCCUUGCUGAUGCUGAUUUUUGAGAAUCCCAUUAAAAUACCCAUUUAUCUGCCUGGGCAAAGUUGAGACACCCUGGCAAUGGGAAAACUUGUGCUGCUUCUUGCAAAAGUUAUGUUUUUUCCUCAAGAAUGUCUUCUCCCAAUAUUUUUGUUUUAUUUUAUGUAAGAGUAAAAAAGUUAUUUAUUGCUAUUGCAUUCUGAAAUAUAUUUUUUUUUGUUUGCACUCAGGGCAGAUACUUUUCAGAUGUAUCCAGCAUUUCAUUGCCCUGUGUUUUAACUCUCUAGGGAAUACAUGUUCAGUCCUCAGAAGAACAUUUUCUGCAUCCCCUCACUUCUCAUGAAGCUUAUUUUAAACAAGAAAUCUUGUAACAUCUCCAUUCCUUAACCCCCAGAAGAAAAUUCUCCAGAGACUGUUUCAUUGGUUUGCAUGGUCCUGUGCAGGAAGUGGGAGUGAGCAAAAGACAGCAAACAGCAGCAGCCUCCUCCUUCAGGGUAGUUGUGGAAGGCAAAGGGUCAGAGUGAAGGUCACAGCUCAAGUCUGACACAUUUCCUAUUCACCCACAGUUAGCUUCUCAGAACGAGGUGGAAGCUUUAGGUCAAUAAGAAGCACUCACCCAUUACACAGAGCAGCCUGCUAAAAUCUUGGGGAAGAUGCUGCAUAAUGCCUGGCUUUUACACUAAGAUAAAUAACUGGAAAAGUCAAUUCUUGUUACCUUUUUCAAAGGUGGAUGAGAAUUUAAAGUACUUUCCAAUGCCGUGUCAGUAAUACCACAGCUGUAAUACUGUAGCUUCCUGUUGUACUUUCUAGAUGAAGGAGAUCAUGAAGUUGCAUACAUGUAAAAACCAUUACAUGAAGUGUUGUUGCACUCAGACACAAGCAGAGAAAAAAAACAGGGAAAAAUUCAGCCAAAAUUCACCUCACAUUGCUGGUCAAUACAUUUCCAGAGAAACUUUUGUUUGUUACUUUGUUUUAAGAUUACUGUUGUGUUAGAUUUGUUCAUAGGUCACAGUGGCAGGGGAAUGAGGAAUUAAUUUAUCUCAGAGCAGUUACACCUCAUUAAAAUAAUAGAGUACAUUUCAAGAAUGUUUGAUGGAGGUUCUGUUACUUUACUGCAGUGCAGUGCUGCAGAGUGCUGAGCACUUUUCUCCCUUUGGUACCGAUGUGGUUAUGCAGAACUGAGCCCUUUAGUUUGUGUUGUGGAUCUUCAGCCCUCUGUGAGACCCAGGCACUAAAGCUGCCCUCACAAUAAGUCAAUGCUUGAUGGACUUUUUUUGCAGUCUGUAUAGUGAAAUCAGCAAAAUCAAAACUCAGCAUAACUAGUCUGUUAUUCCUGUAAACAGAGCAGCAAGCGUGUGAUCACUGGCUUUGUUCAGUGUUCGUUGUUACAGAAACAUGUUUGUUACUUUCCAUGCAUUGUUCAGCAGACAGCUGACAAUAAUAACUGUUUUUAAGCUAAACAAAAUAAUUAAAUUCAUUUGUUUAAAUUCUGCUUGUUACAGAUUUACUUCUGGUUGAAAUGUUGGUUAACCUCCCAGAGGCUCCCAAGUCAACUGGAAUUUAACAGGGACUUGAGCUGAUGGUUCAUAGUAGUUGUGUAUAUAAAAUAUUGACUCUGUUAGAAGGACAAACGGUGAUGUUCUUACAGGGAUAAACAGUGAUUCUCUAAGAAGGAUAUAUAGAGAGUGGAAGUUGAUUUAGUUUUACAUAAUGGUUUAAAGUUUUUAAAAAAUUGGUUUUGGUUGAUUUCUUACAAAUAUUAAAUAUUUUGUCUUACUUCUCUCACUGAAAAGAUUACUGUAGUGAUUUCUUUGUAAUCUUUUUGUAAUUUAUUUCCCAUAUGUGGUAUUUUGGUUAAUAAAAUGUACAAAGGUGCAAUAAUCCUGAGAGUGGAGUGUUUUAAGCUAUGCAAUGAUUGACUUGUGGAGAGCUAAGGAUGUUAAAGUAAAAAUUGAUCACCAUGUAUUUAACCACACAAAUAAUACUGAACUACAUCAUUCAAGAGUCAGCAUCUGAAAAGAAAAACAGAGCAAUCUUAAGAUGCUGUUAAGGCCAGCUCACCUGGGAUACUGAAACACAUCAGGAAUGAAGCCUAAUUAAACAUUGAUCUUUACAAGGUUGUUUCAGUGAGUUCAGUGAGAUGAUUUAACAAGAAGCACAUGACAAAGCACCUUGAUUUUCUUCCUGUGCUCUGGCAGUAACAAAAGAUCAGAUCAGGGUGUCCAGCAAUAAUUCAGCUGAGGGGUUUUCCUCUCAGUAGCUAAAAAGCAAUACCUGUAAUUACUAGAAUUCAUUUAAAAACAUAUUAGUGAUAUUAUAUCAAGUAGGGGCAAAUCUGUGUUCUUGAUGCUUCAGGCAAUACAGUUAUGUCAGGCAGAACAGAGUACAAAUAUUUAACUCCAUACUCAAUCCUAUCAUAGUAGUUUUGGAGUGAAUUGUUUGUUCCUACUGCCUUUCAGCCAAGUCUCUGAGCAUCACAGCUGCAAUUGCUCUCCUUGCUGGUCUGUGCCUGAAGGCAGAGUCUGAGAACCCGUUUGACUUCUCAUCUCUUUGACAAGACCAGACCUGGUGAGGAACAGAUUAUUUUGGAUCCUGAGGCAGCACAAAGACAUUCUUAUCUGAGGCAGUUGUCAAACAAGUCAUUGCAAAUGUUUAGCCAGAUGAUUUAGCUACCACAUUUUACAUAAGUUUUCACUAAAUUCUCAUUUUUAAACAUAUAAGUUCCUUUCUUCUUCGCUAUAAGCAGCAGGGGGAGUAUUUAAGACCUGAGCAGUAAAGAAAAGUAAGAAGCUAUUGGACUUUGAAUUCAGAUUUCACAAGAUAUCCCAUACAUUUCAAAGUAAUCAAAUAUUUUGUCAUUUCUUCGUGAGCACAGCAUUAAUAAUUUACCUGCUCCAUCAGUGGAGGUUAGUAAUGAAGUCAGAAAUGAAGAAAAAAAAUGGUGAGAUUUUUAUUAAGAUUAAAUCUGUGACAGACAAUACUGAUUAAACACAAAGCACUGUCUAAUCUGGUGACAAGUAGACAUGAUGAUUAUUCCUCAGAAACAGGAAAACACUUCAGGGCCUGUUUUUACCUCCCCCAUCAGUUAAACCAAUUACUCUUAUCUCAGUAGUGCAAAAAUAAACUCUCUGGAUUGACUGAGCCACUAAGGACUGUGUUGCAGAGCUACUUCCUGAUGCUGUGUCUAAACGAUAGGCAGCAACCAGUCAGUUCCAGUGUGGCUAUGAGCACGCUGUUCAGUUCCAAGCAAAACAUGCAUUUAAAAAGUCUGCUUUCAGGUGCAGUGGUUCUAAAGUUGUUCUUGAAGAGGAAGUGGGUGUUGCUAUUUACUACAGCACAGAGCCAACCAUAGCUCUUCAACCUUAACCAUCACAUUCAUCUACCAAAAUGGACAAGUAUACUCUGGCUUCCCACCAUACCACAUAUCUCACCUUAGAUCAUCAAUAUGUUUGCUGCAGAAUGCAAAUAAAGUAUUUCCCCUUUAUGUCUUCAGGGAAGGAACACAUGGUUUUCUUCUCUCUGCACCUGUAUACAGUGAUAUAUGCAUGGAAGAACAGUGCUAUAAAGGAGAAAACAGGAGUACCUAUUUCUCUACAAUGACUGGCAGACAGUCAUGGGAAAUAUGGCGAGAACAAAAAAUGAGGUUUUGCUGGAGAUUGAAAAGUAUUUUAGUGGAACAUCUGAAAUCUCUCCAAUAAUACACCACAACCCUUAAAAUGUGACUUUCUAUCUUUAAAUAUUCUACCUUCCACCUUCAUGGAGAAUGCAUAUAAUGUCAACAAAGGGGAAUUAUAUCCACAAUAUAUUUCUCAUGAGAAUUUUGUUUAUAUUCAAGCACAGCUUGGCAAGCAAGCAAUUUCACUUUUAAUAACAGGUAUUGAGGGAGAAUCAGAUGUCUUACACCACCAAAGUUUCUGGAGGCCAUUUUUCUACUAUGCAAAAUAAAGGAUAGGUGGGCAAGUCCCUGCAGCUCAAUUAAAGCAGGAGGAGGCAUGGCUACGUGGGUUGAAAAAUCUUAAUAGAAUCUUAAAUACAUGCAGAAUCAUUAGUUUCUCUAUUAACACAUUAAAAAAAAAAAUCUAUUAUACUGCUUUAGAUUCUCAUUUCAUGCUGUCACCUUUUUUCUAGUACUACUCAGACUAAGAUUCCUGAAUUCCUCCAUUGCUUCAAUCAUCUCAGCAGGCUUUUUCCCUAGCUAGAAAUUGUAUUUGUUAAAAAAUGAAUUUUGAUCAGUUUUAUCUUUCCCUGACAUUAGUUGUAGAUAAAAGGCUUUUCUUUCUCUCAGAGGACGUUUCUGUCAGCACAGAUAUUUCAAGACUUCAUGUAGAUAUAUAGUCAAUGAAUACCUUCCACAGAAACAUCAUAAACCACAGUACACUCAUUCUGUGAUAUAAGUUUCAGCUAAAAGAGCCAAGUUUCAUGUUGAAGUCCAAAGCCAUCAUCACUAGGUGUGGUGGGAUGAGCUUACCUCAGCAGGAACUGCCAGCAAUGCAGCGCUGCCACCCAGCCGUGCAGCCACCCAGCUGUGUGCUGCAUGGGCUCAUCCAUUCACAGCACACACCGAGCACAGCUGUCUGCCCACCCCACCCUACUGCUUCACACAGCCCUUUGGCAGUUCUUAUUGUUCCCUUGCAAAGCUGAAUCACAAAGUUUCUGUUGCAAGUCCUCUGUAGCUUAAUCUGUCCAAGAUACUUCAGAACUUACACAGGCUGUCACCACUGAACGUCAGACUGAGAGUUUUGCAGAGUACAUUUUUCUUACAAUUAAUGCAAUAAAAUCCACUGCUCUUCUGAUGUAUAUUAAAGAGUAGAACUGCCAGAGUUAGUACACAUCCUUUUCUAACCAAAGUGCAUCAUUUCACAAUAGCUGUGGUACAUAACCUACCUGCUUAUGUUCUUAGAACUCUAUUGAUUUGUUGGAAAAGCCAAUAAAAAAUUCAAAGGUCCCACAGAAAGUCAGGAGUGCUUGUUAAGGGAUCUACUUUUAAGGUUUUCUAAAGGAGUGCUUUUCAAAAACAGAUGGGAACUCCUUUCAUCAAAGUGGCACUUCUCAUCUAUGUAAUGAAAAUGCUUAGUGAUACCAAAACAAACAUUCCAUUGUUAGUUUUGAAAUAACAUACACAAAACCUAGUGUCUCACAUGGCCGAGGGAUGAAUAGAAUCUUUAAUUGUAUCGAUUUAAUUGCACUAAUUCCCACAUUUAGCUGGUUAUUUGGCACAAACACAUACCAGUAUAAGCACAAGGCAAGCUCCUGUCCCACAGCUGUUCUGGGCUUUGAGCUCUUCUAUUGGCCACAGCUUGCUGCACUGGGGGAACGCACUCUGCAGCGCCUCAGCCCGCCCGCCACACGGUGGUGUUCAAAGGAAGCACCGCACGUCAGAGGAGCCGUUAGGCGAGCGAAGGCAGCAGGCGUUUAUCGGCACUUUCCACACCGCCCGCCCACCGAGGCUCCCCGCACCCGCAGCCACACAGCGACCCGACGGCGGGGAAAUGGCGGGCGGCGCCUCCCGGCAGGGCGGGAACAACGCCGCCUGAGGGAGGAGGGCAGCCCAGGAGCAGGGACUGCCCACGUCCUCUGGGCUCCAGAAGUCAUUUUAGUUAUACCAGAGAAAUUAAAAACAAAACACGUUCCAAUAGCCUGAAGCACAAGAGCCAUCCCAAGGACUGCUGUUACCAAUUCUCUUAUGCUUUAAAGUAAACAGAGCAAACAAUACAACUACAGUUUGACACUAGACUAGCUCUGACCUCCCCCAUUUCCCUUUCAUCAGCAGGGCAUAACUCCAUGUUCAGUAUUGCUUCAGUAGCUGUUCACUCAUCUUGAAGCUCAUCAAGCAUAUAAAUACAGCUUUAAACGCAAGUGUUUGCUUAGACCCUGCAACUAUUACUUCAACAACCUAUGGAUGUUAAGCUGCUCUGUUGUCUCCAUGAGAGGAGUCACAUGGGCUCUAAACACUAAGCAAAGUGAUGCAACUGAGAAUUACUUCCACACACCUUCUGGAAUUUGUCAUAGCUAAGCAAGACCAAAAGGAUUCACUUUCAGUAUUUCUCACUGUAAUUCUGCUCCCACCGCUCCAACCUCAUCAGUUCAGUACUCAAGGCAUCUGAUGACCAUUUCUGACUCUUUUAAAGUAGCCCUGGGCCUCAACUUUGCUACUGUUCACUUCAGCAGGAUAGAACUCCUAAUUGAGGAGUUAGAGACAAGGUCUUGGUAUUUGAGAGUUGGAUCUUUACAGGUACAUAAACAUCACAAGGCUCUAACUCACUUGCACUGCAAAGCAAUAGCUCCUGCUGAUCUGAACAUCAUUACAAGGCACCUGUAACCAUGAAGCCCCAUGGCCAACACAGCUGUAAUUUAGUUAAAGUUAAUGAAGGCUUAUGUGCAUGUUAUAAAACUCAUUUGCGGUACAAAGAUGAAAGGUGAGGCUGAGCCAAUCCAAGUAUCCAAGUUUAUAGUGUCACCCUUUUGAUCUUCUCCAGUACCUUGCAGUCAUAUGAUCAACUAGCACGCUCUCACUCCUCCCAGGACUCUCAACUCCAUGUUGUGUAACCAAAGAAUCCACAUCAUAUAUCCAAGGAAAUUUGUUUUCCAGGAAGCCCAGUACUCCUCUCCUCUAGUGUCUUCAAACUGGAUGUUAAGAUUCCCAGAGUUUUUGCCUAUGCAAUCAAAUUUGACCAAAAUAAAUGCAGAAAUAAAUUUACAUUGUACAUGAAGACUUGCCUGGCCUCUGUCAGCCACAACUGGGCUUCACACUCCGGGCACUGUAGUAUUUCUUAACCCUGACAGAUCCAGGUCAAACUGUGCUCCUCUACAUUCCAGAUUUUUCUUCUGCUGAGAACUUUCCUAUAGAAAUGUAGAACUGAGGUGUUAGUAUCUCCAUUGCAAUGGAGCUGCAGAAGGCUUCCAGGAAUUAAGCUGUCUGCAGGCAGUUCAACAGACUGAGUUGCGAGACCAUGAUCUUUUACUGCUAUUUAGAAGUUGUCUUACUGAACCAGAGCAUUACACCAUAACCCAUAUGCUACAAAGGAGUAUAGUUCCCUCUACAGAGAUCACCUUUGUGUAUCU
Molecule: messenger RNA, 8009 nt
Organism: Phasianus colchicus (ring-necked pheasant)
Lineage: Eukaryota; Metazoa; Chordata; Aves; Galliformes; Phasianidae
Gene: MMACHC
Product: metabolism of cobalamin associated C
Biological process (GO): cobalamin metabolic process
Cellular component (GO): cytoplasm
Molecular function (GO): demethylase activity; cyanocobalamin reductase (cyanide-eliminating) (NADP+) activity; FAD binding
Source: RefSeq, a predicted model, not a curated record